AUGGCUGAAAUGUUUCCCUCCAUUCAAGGAUAUUUCAGAGGCCCCAGCGAGGCCCGUCCAGCCGCGCCCCGUCAGACACUCGGCCCCGAAGGCCAGGCGACGGCGGCCGCCGAGGUGCAGGAGAAGCUCGGCUCCGCGUCCCGGAUCAGCAGGGACCGCGGGAAAAUCUACUUCGAGGUGCCGGCUCGCUGCCUGCCCGAGGUCCAUCGGCUGAGGUCCGUGGAUAAUUUGUUUGUUGUCGUUCAGGAGUUCAAAGAUUAUCAGUUUAAAGAAACCAAGGAAGAUGCUUUAAAAGAUUUGGAAGGUCUGGUUAAAAAACUGCCUUGGACUGAUCCUUUGAGAAUUUGGGAGCUGAACAACAGCUUAAAAAAGAAAAAGACAAAACGCAAAAAACAGAAUCUGCAGAGAACUGCAAGCAAAGAAAAGCUGCGUGAUGGCGGAGAGGAGGAACAGGAUGACAGAGCUGUGGGUGGGCAGGAGGACUGCGCCCCAAACACGGCGGGGGCAGAGCCGGCUGUUGGCCAGAGUGCAGAGGAGAUGCAAGGAGAGGCCUCGCAGAAUGAGGAGGAUGAUAACGAACAGUCAGAGACUAAAAACGAACUGCGUGCCAGUUCUGGAGCUGAGACCAAGGCUGGAGAUGAGAGGAAAGAUGAAGGAGACGCAAAGGUGUUAAAGUUUCGCGUUACUUGCAAUAGAGCCGGAGACAAGCACAGUUUUACAUCAAAUGAGGCUGCGAGAGACUUCGGAGGAGCUGUGCAGGAGCACUUCCAGUGGAAGGCUGACAUGACUAACUUUGAUGUAGAGGUUCUCCUGAAUAUUCACAAUAAUGAAGUAGUUGUGGGCAUUGCAUUAACUGAGGAGAGUCUUCACAGAAGAAAUAUUACACAUUUUGGACCCACAACUCUUCGCUCAACUCUUGCUUAUGGCAUGCUUAGGCUCUGCGAUCCCCAGCCGACGGAUAUCAUCAUUGAUCCAAUGUGUGGUACAGGUGCAAUCCCCAUAGAGGGAGCUAUGGAAUGGCCUGGUUGCUAUCACAUUGCUGGUGAUAACAACCCACAAGCUGUAAAGAGAGCAGCAAGCAACAUCUGCUCUUUGCUAAAGAAAAAUGAAAAUAAGGAAAGCAGUGCUUCCCUGGGAGUACCCUUAGACAUCGUUCAGUGGGAUAUUUGCAAUCUCCCUUUGCGGACCGGCUCUGUGGAUGUCAUUGUGACAGACAUGCCUUUUGGAAAAAGGAUAGGGUCAAAGAAGAAGAACUGGGAUCUCUAUCCAGCCUGCCUCAUGGAGAUGGGGCGGAUCUGCACACCGGGCACAGGUAGAGCUGUGCUGCUUACUCAGGACAAGAAAUGCUUUGCCAAGGCUUUGUCAAGACUGGGACACAUCUGGCGCAAAAAUCACACAGUGUGGGUGAAUGUAGGAGGACUUCAUGCUGCAGUGUAUCUUCUGAAACGCACCUGGGAAAGAGUGGAAGAAAAAAGGUCAUUCUGGUAAUAGCCUGCGUGGAAGAAGACAGCAGACACCUCCAGAACUUCCAGAUGAGCAGAUUGGUAAAGGAGACAGCUGAGAGUGUAUGUCUCUGUUCCUAAGCAGAAGGCAAUAAAUGUGAGAACUGCUUAAUGUGAGCAAUGAACCAGGGACCAACCUGAGAGCUCCCCGUUGUACUGUGUGUUCUGAACCUGACUUAAAUGAUCUCUUUCACCCUGCCACUCAAACUGAAAGUCAGUAGUGGUGUUAGUAAUGCUCUCCUUUGCCUGAGUCUUUUCUACUACGUCUGUUGUAUUUCUCAGUUAAAUGCUUGUUUCCUCUGCUUAUAGUAGAAGACAUGUUGAAGCAUUUUUGGAGCCAAUUAGCUGCUAAUUUUUCCCCUGAACUGUAGAAAUCGUAUCUUAAAAUGCCAGUCUUAGUCACUUUCAAGGGUUUGGAGGUAGUACCUCUUUGCUGUAGGACUUUUCCAAAUUGAAAGUUUAAAGUCUGUGCUGUUGCCCAAAUGUAAAUUAAGGUGUUUGAUACUCCGGUGAGAAAAUGCUGAGCAGUGUG
Meleagris gallopavo (turkey) is the source of this 2034-nucleotide messenger RNA. RefSeq names its product THUMP domain 3 tRNA guanosine methyltransferase (gene THUMPD3). Gene Ontology annotation, molecular function: RNA binding; tRNA (guanine) methyltransferase activity. Gene Ontology annotation, biological process: tRNA methylation. The record is from RefSeq and is a predicted model, not a curated record. NCBI's taxonomy places the organism in Eukaryota, Metazoa, Chordata, Aves, Galliformes, Phasianidae.